Molecule: messenger RNA, 2038 nt
Organism: Zingiber officinale
Lineage: Eukaryota; Viridiplantae; Streptophyta; Magnoliopsida; Zingiberales; Zingiberaceae
Product: probable LRR receptor-like serine/threonine-protein kinase At1g67720
Exons: 9
Coding region: 153-1721 (522 amino acids)
Molecular function (GO): protein binding
Source: RefSeq, a predicted model, not a curated record
AUUAUGCAAUCUGUUAGUCAGACUGUUUCUUCCCGUCGACGAUGUCUGACCUCGUCCCCUCCCCAGCGUUUGACCUCGUCUUCCAUUUUACUUCUCCAUCAAUUCGCUGAAAUCUUCUCCAAUUCGUCCAAACGCAAACUGAUACGAACGGAAUGGCGAGAUCUGCCUCACUUCUCUUCCUCGUAUUCCUGCUUUCUUCCCCUCUCUACUUCGUGUCCGUGCUCUGCCAGUCGUCGCUCAGUCGGUUGUUCAUCGACUGCGGAUCGACCUCCAACAUCCCCACUCCCGACGGCCUCGGGUGGAUUUCCGACAUAUACAUCGACGUCGGCCGUAAUCACAACCUCACCCUGCCGAACCUCCACCCCGUCCUCUCCACCCUCCGCUCCUUCCCCAUCCGCUCCGACCUCUACUCCCCCCUCAAGUUCUGCUACCUCCUCCCAACCAACCCCGGUGGCCGCUACCUCGUCCGCACUACCUACUUCUAUGGCGGCUUUGAUAACGGCUCCGCGCCGCCCGUUUUCGAUCAGAUCGUAGACGGCACUUUCUGGACCACCGUCAACACCACCGCUGACUACGCCGCCGGCAUGGCCUCCUACUAUGAGGGCGUCUUCUUGCCGGCGGGUAAGAAGAACAUGAGAGUGUGCGUUGCCGCCAACACCUACACCACCUCUGAUCCCUUCAUCUCCGCCCUGGAGAUGAUCUUGUUGGACGAUUCGGUUUAUAAUGGCACGGAUUUUGGGAAGUACGCCAUGGGCCUCAUAGCGAGGAGCAGCUUUGGAUCCGCUGGUUCGAUUAUAAGAUACCCAGAUGACAGAUUUGACAGAUACUGGCAGCCAUUUUCUGAUAGCACGCAUGCAAAAUCUAGCACCCAUAAUAUCACAACAGCUGAUUUUUGGAACCUUCCUCCCGCUGUCGUCUUUAAUACUGCCAUGGUAGCAGAUCAAGGGAAACCAUUGGUGUUACUGUGGCCUCCUAAUUCUCUUCCAGAUGCUAUCUAUUAUAUUGCUCUUUACUUUGCUGAUACAUCAUCACUCCAGAGCACCAGGACAUUCAAUGUCUUUGUAAAUAACUACAGCUUCUACUCAAAUCUAACAGUCUCAUCAUCUGGCCUUGUUGUUUUCUCAAACCAAUGGAAUCUCUCUGGCCAAACAAUGGUUACAUUGACUCCUGGAUCUCCUGGUACACCAUUAAUAAGUGCCGGAGAGGUUUUUGGUCUUUUCUUGAUUGGAAAUCUGACAGUUACAAGAGAUGUCAUUGCAAUGGAACAAAUCAGAGAAAAUAUUAUUUCUCCACCACCUGGUUGGAGUGGUGAUCCUUGUAUGCCACAAGAUUAUUCUUGGGUUGGAGUAACCUGCUCUUAUGGGAACCAAAUACGUGUUGUCUCUCUGAAUCUUUCAAGUAUGGGCUUAAAUGGAUCUAUUUCACUUUAUAUCUCCAAUCUGACAGCACUAACUAAUGUAUCUUUGGCCAAUAAUAAUUUUACAGGCCACAUUCCAAACCUAAGUAGAUUGAGAAAUCUUGAAAAAUUACACUUGCAGGACAAUCAGUUUACAGGAACCAUUACUCUAUCAUUUGCAAAUCUAGCAAAACUGCAAGAACUCUACAUAGAAAACAAUAACCUGACUGGUGAAAUUCCUCCAAGCCUCUUCAGAGACGGACUGGAUUUUAGGUAUUUACCUGGGAAUAACUUUUCUUCUGUCCCUCCGCCUCCAAACAUGUGAAAUAAAUUUUGCUUAUCCCAAGGUUUUAACACGGAUCCACUAAAACUCCAGUGGCGUUCAAGGAUCUGAUUCUCUUGACUAAGUGAUCUCCAAAGAUAUGGUGAAUAUCAGAUGAGUAUGGAAUGAUCUUCUUUAUUCGAAGCAACUUAUAAAUCUAUUUUCUUCUCUUAUUAGCAAAAUUAUGGUAUAGAAGCUAGUGGAUCUCGGUUGAGUAUGAAAUGCGUUGUUUCUCAUGGGCAUUGUUUGAACUACUGUAAGGUCUCAUCCACAAUGCUCUCAAUAUGAUGUGCACUACAUCUACCUUUGGAGCAGGGACG